Messenger RNA from Gadus chalcogrammus (walleye pollock), 3771 nucleotides. RefSeq names its product ATPase plasma membrane Ca2+ transporting 3a (gene atp2b3a). Gene Ontology annotation, biological process: calcium ion transmembrane transport; regulation of cytosolic calcium ion concentration. The coding region runs from base 16 to 3771 and encodes 1251 amino acids. The record is from RefSeq and is a predicted model, not a curated record. The transcript has 21 exons. Gene Ontology annotation, molecular function: P-type calcium transporter activity; ATP hydrolysis activity; ATP binding. Gene Ontology annotation, cellular component: intracellular membrane-bounded organelle; membrane. Lineage: Eukaryota; Metazoa; Chordata; Actinopteri; Gadiformes; Gadidae.
GACCUCCGGGACCUCAUGGAGCUGCGGGGGCCCGAGGCCCUGCAGAAGAUCCAGGAGAUGUACACGGACACAGAGAGCCUCUGCCGCCGCCUGAAGACAUCCCCUACGGACGGUCUCUCGGACAACGUGGCGGACCUAGAGAAGCGCACCGCGGUGUUCGGCCAGAACUUCAUCCCCCCAAAGAAGCCCAAGACCUUCCUGCAGCUGGUGUGGGAGGCCCUUCAGGACGUCACCCUCAUCAUCCUGGAGAUCGCCGCCAUCAUCUCUCUGGGCCUCUCCUUCUACCAGGCCCCCGGCGAGGAGACUGAGGCGUGCGGGAACAUGGCGGCGGGAGGUGAGGACGAGGGCGAGGCGGAGGCGGGCUGGAUCGAGGGCGCGGCCAUCCUGCUGUCGGUGGUGUGCGUUGUCCUGGUGACGGCCUUCAACGACUGGUCCAAGGAGAAGCAGUUCCGCGGGCUGCAGAGUCGCAUCGAGCUGGAGCAGCGCUUCGCCGUGGUCCGCAACGGCACCGUCAUCCAGAUCCCCGUGGCCGACAUCGUGGUGGGGGACGUGGCCCAGGUCAAGUACGGUGACCUCCUGCCGGCCGACGGUAUUCUGAUCCAGGGUAACGACAUGAAGCUGGACGAGAGCUCCCUGACCGGCGAGUCCGACCACGUCAGCAAGUCUGCCGACAAGGACCCCAUGUUGUUGUCCGGCACCCACGUGAUGGAGGGCUCGGGGAAGAUGCUGGUGACGGCGGUGGGGGUCAACUCCCAGACGGGUAUCAUCUUCACCCUGCUGGGGGCUGGGGACCCCGAAGAGGACCGCAAGGACAAGAAAGGGAAACCAGACAGCACACUGGAGACCAAUCAAACCAAAGCCAAGAAGCAGGAUGAGGCGGUUGCCAUGGAGAUGCAGCCGCUGAAGAGUGCCGAGGGAGGGGAGGUGGAGGAGAAGGAGAAGAAGAAGAGCAGCGUGCCCAAGAAGGAGAAGUCGGUGCUGCAGGGCAAGCUGACUAAAAUGGCGGUGGAAAUCGGGAAGGCAGGUCUGUUCAUGUCGGCCACCACUGUCAUCAUCCUGGUGGUUCUGUUCGUGAUCGAGACCUUCGUGAUCCAGGGUCAUGUCUGGAUGGCAGAGUGCACGCCUGUUUACGUCCAGUACUUCGUCAAGUUCUUCAUCAUCGGAGUGACCGUGCUGGUGGUCGCUGUUCCCGAAGGUUUACCGCUGGCUGUAACCAUCUCCCUGGCUUACUCAGUCAAGAAAAUGAUGAAGGACAACAACCUGGUACGGCACCUGGACGCCUGCGAGACCAUGGGCAACGCCACGGCCAUCUGCUCGGACAAGACGGGCACGCUGACCACCAACCGCAUGACGGCCGUGCAGCUCUACGUCUGCGACCACCACUUCCCCACCAUCCCCGAGCCAGAGCAGGUCCACGCCAAGGCACUGGAGCUGCUGGUGGCCUCCAUCUCCGUCAACAGCGCCUACACCUCCAAGAUCAUGCCCCCGGAUCAGGAGGGGGGGCUGCCCAAGCAGGUGGGCAACAAGACGGAGUGUGCCCUGCUGGGGCUGGUGCUCAGCCUGAAGCGCGACUACGUCCCCAUCCGGGAGCAGAUCCCCGAGGAGAAGCUCUACAAGGUGUUCACCUUCAACUCCGUCCGCAAGUCCAUGAGCACGGUGGUGCAGCUUCCCGACCGCUCCUUCCGCCUGUACAGCAAGGGCGCCUCCGAGAUCCUGCUCAAGAAGUGCUCCACAAUCAUGGACGCCGCCGGGGAGCUGAGGAACUUCAAGCGCGCCGACCGGGAUAAGAUGGUGAAGAAGGUGAUCGAGCCGAUGGCGUGCGAGGGCCUGCGGACCAUCUGCGUGGCGUUCCGCGACCUCCCCGCGACCCCCGAGCCCGACUGGGAGGACGAGGCCGACAUCCUGACCAACCUGUCCUGCAUCGGUGUGGUCGGCAUCGAGGACCCCGUCCGCCCCGAGGUCCCGGAUGCCAUCAAGAUGUGCCAGCGCGCUGGGAUCACCGUGCGCAUGGUUACCGGCGACAACAUCAACACGGCGCGCGCCAUCGCCGGCAAGUGCGGCAUCAUCCAACCGGGUGACGACUUCCUGUGCAUGGAGGGCAAGGACUUCAACCGGCGAAUCAGGAACGAGAAGGGCGAGAUCGAGCAGGAGCGCAUCGACAAGAUCUGGCCCAAACUGCGGGUCCUGGCACGUUCCUCGCCCUCCGACAAAUACAUCCUGGUGAAAGGUAUCAUAGAGAGCACGGCGCUGGAGCAGCGGCAGGUGGUGGCCGUGACCGGGGACGGCACCAACGACGGGCCCGCCCUGAAGAAGGCCGACGUGGGCUUCGCCAUGGGCAUCGCUGGCACCGACGUGGCCAAGGAGGCCUCUGACAUCAUCCUGACAGACGACAACUUCUCCAGCAUCGUGAAGGCGGUGAUGUGGGGCCGGAACGUCUACGACAGCAUCUCCAAGUUCCUGCAGUUCCAGCUCACCGUCAACAUCGUGGCCGUCAUCGUGGCCUUCUGCGGGGCCUGCAUCACCCAGGACUCCCCGCUGAAGGCGGUGCAGAUGCUGUGGGUCAACCUCAUCAUGGACACCUUCGCCUCGCUGGCCCUGGCCACGGAGCCGCCCACAGAGUCCCUGCUGUUGAGGAAGCCCUACGGACGCAACAACCCCCUGAUCUCCAGAACCAUGCUGAAGAACAUCCUGGGUCACAGCGCCUACCAGCUGGUCAUCAUCUUCACGCUGCUGUUCGCAGGCGAGAAGAUCUUCAACAUCGACAGCGGCCGCAACGCCCCACUUCACUCGGCCCCGUCCGAGCACUACACCGUCAUCUUCAACACCUUCGUGCUCAUGCAGCUCUUCAACGAGAUCAACGCCCGCAAGAUCCACGGCGAGAGGAACGUGUUCGACGGCAUCUUCGCCAACCCCAUCUUCUGCUCCAUCGUCCUGGGCACCUUCGUGGUGCAGAUCGUGAUCGUUCAGUUUGGAGGGAAACCGUUCAGCUGCGCCCCGCUCAACGUGGAGCAGUGGUUCUGGUGCCUCUUCAUCGGGCUGGGGGAACUCCUGUGGGGACAGGUGGUGACCUCUGUACCAACCAGCCACUUCAAAUGCCUGAAGGAGGCGGGACCCGGCACGGGCGCCGACCACAACGAGGACGAGGACAUGGCGGACGACGAGGACGAGAUCGACCACGCGGAGCGGGAGCUGAGGCGCGGACAGAUCCUGUGGUUCAGGGGCCUCAACCGCAUCCAGACCCAGAUGGAGGUAGUGAGCAACUUCAAGCGGAGCGGCUCCUUCCAGGGUGCCAUGCGUCGCCGUUCCUCCGUGCUCAGCCAGCUCCAUGACAUGCGAGUGGUGAAAGCGUUCCGCAGCUCGCAGUAUAAUGACGUCAGGAAGCCCCAAUCCAGGAACUCGAUCCACGACUUCAUGCAACCCCCCGAAUGUCUCCCCAACGAAUCGGACCGCAGCAUUCACUCGAUCGACGAGACGGACGAAGACUCGGCCAGCUCUUCCAGCAGAAACCCCGUCGGCUCCUCCCCCGCCCCCGUCGGCUCCUCCCCCGACCCCGUCGGCUCCUCCCCCGACCCCGCGCUCACCCCGACCUCGCCCCGGCCCCAGCCUCCCCCCCGCCCCCGCCGCAGCUCUCGGCCCAACACCCGCCAGCAGAGCCUGCCCGCCGUCCUCAACUGCAACAACAACAACGGCAGCACCGAGGCCGCGGCCGCCACCCGCCACGCCCCCAACGCCGCCCGCCCCCGCCCCCCCAGCGCUGAGACGUGGUUGUAA